AUGAGAAGAAGAAGGAGGGAGGAGGAGGGCAAGGAGGGGAGGGGGGGAAGAGGGAGGGAAGGAGGGGAGAGGAGAAAGAGAGGGGGAGGGACAGGGAAGAAAGAGAAAAGAAGAGGGAGAGGGGGGAGGGGAACAGGAGCAAGGAGGGAGAGCGGGGAAGGACAAAGGGGGAGAGGAAAAAAAAGAGAAAGAGAGAGCAAGAGGAGAAAGGGGGGGGAGAAGGAAGGAAAAGAGGAGAGAGAAGAGAGCGAGGAAAAGAGAAAGAGGAGGAGGGGAGGAGAAGGGGGAGAGAAGAGGAGAAGAGGGGGAGGCGAGAAAGAGUGCAGAGAAGCGGGAGGGAGGAGAGGGGGGAAAAAGGAGAGGGGGGGGGGGGAGGAGGGGGAGGUGAGGAGGAGAGGGGGGGUGAAGAAAAGAAGAGGGGGAGGGAAGGAGAGUGGGGAGAAAGGAGAGAGAGGAGGGGGAAAGGAUUAA
Molecule: messenger RNA, 471 nt
Organism: Ruditapes philippinarum (Manila clam)
Lineage: Eukaryota; Metazoa; Mollusca; Bivalvia; Venerida; Veneridae
Product: octapeptide-repeat protein T2-like
Exons: 1
Coding region: 1-471 (156 amino acids)
Source: RefSeq, a predicted model, not a curated record